Molecule: messenger RNA, 393 nt
Organism: Notothenia coriiceps (black rockcod)
Lineage: Eukaryota; Metazoa; Chordata; Actinopteri; Perciformes; Nototheniidae
Product: plakophilin-1-like
Exons: 2
Biological process (GO): cell-cell adhesion; heart development; desmosome organization
Cellular component (GO): intercalated disc; nucleus; plasma membrane
Molecular function (GO): protein binding
Source: RefSeq, a predicted model, not a curated record
GUGUACUAUCUGCGUGGGAUAGGAAAGCUCCUGCAGCUGCUGAACCACGACCACGAGGAGGUGCAGCGCCUCGCCGCAGGAGCGCUGCGAAACGUCGUCUACCAGAGCAGCGAGAACAAGAUGGAGGUGAAGGAGAGCAACGGGCUGAACUCCGUCCUGCAGACGCUGAAGAGCAGCCGGGAUCUGGAGACCAGGCAGCAGCUGACCGGGCUCUUGUGGAACCUCUCCUCUCACGACCUCCUGAAGGAGCGUCUCUCCAGAGGAGGGUCCCUCUCCGUCCUCACUCACUCCGUUCUGGUUCCAAGCUCCGGCAUUUUUGAAGGAGAAAACCCAAAAGAUGAGCUGCUGGCCGACGCCGACGCUUUCCACAACACCACCGGCUGCCUGCGGUGA